Melopsittacus undulatus (budgerigar) is the source of this 785-nucleotide messenger RNA. RefSeq names its product mitochondrial ribosomal protein L12 (gene MRPL12). Gene Ontology annotation, biological process: translation. Lineage: Eukaryota; Metazoa; Chordata; Aves; Psittaciformes; Psittaculidae. Gene Ontology annotation, cellular component: ribosome; mitochondrial large ribosomal subunit. The transcript has 4 exons. Gene Ontology annotation, molecular function: mRNA binding; structural constituent of ribosome. The coding region runs from base 13 to 576 and encodes 187 amino acids. The record is from RefSeq and is a predicted model, not a curated record.
UCUGCGGCCGCCAUGCUGCCCGCCGCCCGCGCGCUGCCGCCGCGCCUGCCCCGCCGCCUGCCGCCCGCCUGGCGCUGCCCGGGGCCGCGGGCGCUGGGCACGGGCCGCGCGCGGCGCUCGGAGGCGUUGGCUGAGGCGCCGCUGGACACGGCUGCCAAGCGGUACUCGCCCAAGGUGCAGCAGCUCGUGCGGGACAUCGCGGGGCUCACGCUGCUCGAGGUCGCCGACCUCAACGCGCUGCUCAAGGAGACGCUGAAGAUCCCGGACGUGGGGGUGAUGCCCGCGGCGGCUGCCACCCUCCUGCCCUCCCAGGCGGCUCCUCAGCAGGAGGAGGAGGAGGUGCCGAUGAAGAAGGAGAAGACACAUUUCACCGUGCGGCUGACGGACUUGAAGGCGACCGACAAGGUGAAACUGAUCAAGGAGGUGAAGAACUUUGUGCCAGGAGUGAACCUUGUGCAGGCAAAGAAGCUGGUGGAGUCCCUUCCACAGGACAUCAAAGCCAAUGUCUCCAAGGAGGAAGCGGAGAAGAUCAAAGCAGCACUGGAGGCAGCAGGAGGGACUGUGGUUCUGGAGUAGACAUCCAUGUCUCACCACGGAGGGACUGGCACAAUGGCAGCCAGCCCCACUGCCACCAUCCCCUGCACCAUGGUCUGGGUGCUUCUGAGUGCAGUGGGAAUGCUCUCUGGAAGGGGCCCUGUGCAAGAAUGCUGUACGGUUUGGUGGGGCUGCCAUCUGGUCCCAGCACUGCAAUGAACUCUACUUCAUAAAUAGCCGAAAAACCCUCA